CGGCUGAUGCACUAGUUAUAUUUAUGAUGAAAAGAUGAGGGCGAAAUUUGUUCCGGGUAUCGAAGGAGUAGAGUACGGGAAAAUUGGUCACUGCGGUUCUAGGGUUUGUGCAGAUAAACGAUGACGGCGAAAUUUGUUCCGGCUAUCGAUUUCGGCGAAUGUGUCUCUUCUCCCCAUCCGCCUCCACCUAAAAAAGCUGCUGGGGUUGAAAUCGAAGCUGAAGAAGCAAUAGAUUUCGGCGAAUGUCUUUCUAUCCCCCAACCGCCUCCACCUAAAAAAGCUAGGGUUGAAAUCCAAGCCGAAGAAGCCUGCGACGAGUUUACCAAAAGCGAGGCUAUUGAUUUUGUCGAAUGCCUUCCGCCUAUAAAAUCUAGGGCUGAAAUCGAAGCUGAUGAAUUUGAAGAAGCAUGCGUCAAGUUUUUCGAAGAGAUUUCGAUAAGCGAUGGGUUUGAUAUUGAAACUUUUCCGGAUCCGUCUAGAAUUCUUUGUGGUGGUAUGGUAAAGGUCGUUUUUGAUCUUGAACACCUAUGCUCUCAAGUUCACAGAGACUGGUCCCUUCCCUUUUUGGAUGCAUUUUCUCCCUCAACUAUGCAAUUUCCAAAGAGAACCAAACACAGAAAAAGAAACUGACAUUAGAGAAGAUUAUCAAGUCGAUUUAUCGAGCAGGUGAUGAGUUUUUCACCACCUUCCUGGCUAAAGAUGAAGUUACAGGAGAAUCCAAAAUCUAUCAGACCCAAGUCGGGUUUAGUCUUCGCAAUGCCGAAACUGAAGUUGAAAUAUUUAGAGAGAGAGCAGACCAAGCACUCCAGCCGGGGGAGGACGCACAGGGUGUUGAUAUGGAACUCUUCCCAAACCUUCCUGCCCCAGAUGCCGCUCUUCGCUCGGCCAAACUUGAUAUAUAUGCAGUGAAUGAAGAUUCAUAUUAUUUAUCCCUGUGCUAUAUGUCCGUUAGAUUUUUUCUAAGAGAAAAGGCCGAAAGGGAGAACAAGGGUUUCCUCCUUGUGGAAAUUAUUAAGUCGGUCUAUGGGGCAGAUCUAAUAUUUCGCACAACCUUCAAGGCGGAAGAUGUGGAUACAGAUGAGCUCAAAACAUUCGAUAUUGAAGUGUUUUUCAACAUGAAGAAUGGUGAACUGGAAUUGCUUAAAUCUGCAGAGUAGUUGAAUGUCUUACUCAAUUUAGGGAUCUUUCGGCAGCAGCAAUUAGUGGGCAGUUGCUUGUUGAAAUUCUAAUUAUAAGCAAAUGAUGGAUACAUGCUCUAUUAUGCUCUAUUUAAAAAAGUCUUCACUUCUUGCUUGUCGAUUAAAAAUUAUUUUAAGCUGAUUAACUGAUUGAGGUGAGUGAUUUAUCUCUUGUUAGAACUAAUUUGUAGAUUAGGAUUGGUCAGUAUAUUUUCAUUCAAUUGGAGUUGAAUUUCUGGUAUUAGU
Molecule: messenger RNA, 1424 nt
Organism: Cuscuta campestris
Lineage: Eukaryota; Viridiplantae; Streptophyta; Magnoliopsida; Solanales; Convolvulaceae
Source: the annotation of a GenBank genome assembly